Calypte anna (Anna's hummingbird) is the source of this 3642-nucleotide messenger RNA. It is a transcript of the gene ENTPD3, whose product is annotated as ectonucleoside triphosphate diphosphohydrolase 3. The transcript is spliced from 11 exons. Gene Ontology annotation, biological process: nucleoside diphosphate catabolic process. Bases 338 to 1882 code for a protein of 514 amino acids. The record is from RefSeq and is a predicted model, not a curated record. NCBI's taxonomy places the organism in Eukaryota, Metazoa, Chordata, Aves, Apodiformes, Trochilidae. Gene Ontology annotation, cellular component: plasma membrane. Gene Ontology annotation, molecular function: GDP phosphatase activity; UDP phosphatase activity.
GGGAGGGAAAGAAGAGGGAGAGGGAGAGGAAGAGAGGGAGAGAGAGAGACGACCUGGCCCCCCCUCUCCGGAGCCCGUCCGGCAGCGGCGGUGGAAGGCACCGCAUCCCGAGGCCCUUCUUCCUUUGCGGGCCCUCCUCCUCCUCCUCCGGCAGCUCACAGCAGCCCUCGCUAGGCACAGCCUCACCCCCUCCUGGCACCUCUCCGCCGCAUCUCUGGGGGCGGGAACGCUUCGGGUGCGUGCGUCGGUUCGCCACGGAUCUGCUUGAAUAAAUUCGUCGGGAAUUUUAGCUUCAAAGUGUGAAGAAAGAUACAGUACUUCCCUGCCCACCGUAUGAAUGAACAGGAUGCUCACUAGAACCCCAAGUGUUGUUGCUCAAGUGUUCCUUCUUCUAAGCGUAAUUCUUGUCAUUGCUAUUGCAGUGAUUCAGAUAAAUCAGCGACAGGUCCUCUCCCCAGGGCUUAAGUAUGGAAUAGUCCUGGAUGCUGGAUCCUCUAGGACUACUGUCUACGUCUAUGAAUGGCCAGCAGAAAAAGAAAAUGACACGGGAGUAGUAACCCAAACCUUCAAGUGCAGUGUGAAAGGCCCUGGCAUAUCCAGCUAUGAGAGUAACCCUGGAGCUCUUGCCAAACCCUUUGAUGAGUGUCUGAAUAAAGUCAAGGAGAGAAUACCAGUUCAUCUGCAUAAAAACACUUCUGUUUAUCUGGGGGCUACAGCUGGCAUGAGACUACUGAGGAUGCAAAAUGAAACAGCAGCCAAUGAAGUCCUUGCAACCAUUCAAAACUACUUCGGAACACAGCCUUUUGAAUUUAGGGGUGCACAAAUCAUAACUGGGCCAGAGGAAGGGGUGUAUGGAUGGAUAACAGCCAACUAUUUAAUGGGCAAUUUCUUAGAGAGGAACCUUUGGAGGACAUGGGUUCAUCCGUACAGAAAAGAAACUGUGGGUGCACUGGAUCUUGGGGGAGCUUCUGCUCAAAUUUCAUUCAUUCCACAGGACACUCAGGAGAAUUUCAACAGCACCUUGCAAGUGAAGUUGUAUGGUUACAACUACAAUGUUUAUACUCACAGUUUCCAGUGCUAUGGGAGAGAUGAAGCUGAGAAAAAGUUUUUAGCACUGCUGCUCCAGAAAUCAAACACCAGUUCUCAUGUGGAUAAUCCAUGUUACCCUCAGAAUUAUAAUACUGCAUUAACAAUGAAGCACUUCUCUGGUAGCCUUUGUACACAGUCUGUGAGACCAGCAACUUAUUACCCAAACCAGCUUGUGAACUUCCAUGGAACUGGAGACCCAGGUCUGUGCCAGGAGAUGGUUUCUUUAUUGUUUAACUUCACUGCUUGCAGAGACAGAGGAGACUGCCCAUUUAAUGAAAUCCAUCAGCCAAAAGUUAAAGGGAAUUUUGUGGCUUUCUCAGGAUUCUACUAUACAAUUAAUGCUUUGAAUUUGUCUGGGCACUUCUCGCUAGCUGACUUCAAUUCAAGUAUGUGGUUUUUCUGUUCACAGAGCUGGGCACAGCUCCAGUUUAUGCUGCCUGAAUUUGAAGAAAAGUAUGCUAGAUCCUACUGUUUUUCAGCCAAUUUCAUUUAUUACUUGCUUGUACAUGGUUACCACUUUGAUGCAGAAACUUGGCCACAGAUACAUUUUCAAAAGGAGGUUGGUAACAGCAGUAUUGGAUGGUCACUUGGUUACAUGUUAAGCCUCACGAACAUGAUUCCAUCAGAAGGCAAACUCAUCCAGUUACCUCUGAAGCCUUCUUUGUUUGCUGGGCUCCUCAUCUUCCUCACAGCUACGGCGCUGCUGUGUUUUCUCUUCCUUGUUUACCUGUGUAUUGUAUCACGUAAGCAGAAGAACAUCAGUCCUGUGGAACAUGUAUUUAUUCAAGAAUGAAUGGAAGACCAAACAAAAAUUUUAUAGUACUAUUAAAUUAAGUAGGAGCUUAAUUUUGAAAAAUGAAGGGUGAAUCAAAGACCGGCAAAAAGACUUCAGAACCAGAAGCAUAAAUAGAGAAGACACAAGACACAAAGGAAUCUAUUAUAAGGUGAAUUGGAGCUCUUCUGAAAUAUUUUGACAAUUGUUUCUGUAAAACUAGUUUGUCCAGUUUGCAGCAGAGAAAAUGUAGGCAGAUGUGUCACUUUUUAAUACAGGCUUAAUAGCCUUUUUCUGUCAGGUACGUAUUACUGGUUUUCUGUUCAUUAACUCUGUGCUAACUGGUAAACUGAGGUGGUGAUAGAUUUGAUCAUGGUGGCAGUUCUUCAACCUAAAAUUAAACAAGUCAGUGGGAAUAGUAGGAGGUAGGAAUAGAGAACUAAAAGCCUCCAAAGAAUCUUAAUUUCUGAAAAUGAGACAAAGACUGAGUAAUGAUAGGAACUGAAAGGAACAGCUGGGAUAGAAUUGUUUUUAUUGCUGUUCUGAACUGAUUGAUCUCCACUGCAUAAAGGUGUAAUAAACUGCCAGCACCUCUCAGGAUUUUAAAGCCUGUUUUUGAAGCAUGUCUCACAGUCACCUCCAGAAGCCACUGGAUUUCUCAGUGUCCUUUUCUCCAUCUUUAACAUAAAUACUUGUUUGUAAAUUCUCGUACUGAAUCACUGACAUCCAUGUAUUCCCCACGUGUGGUUGAACUCAGGCAGACACAGUCAGUACUGACUUGUCAUGUACAUAUAUUAUUUCAACUGUCUGGAUAGAGUCUCAGACCUCUGAAGCAUUAACAUGUUAAGCCCUUCAUCCAAAGCGAAGAGGAAGAGAAGCCAGCCUGCAGGCCACUGGGACACCCUUUCUGUAGUGGAUUUAAGAACACGAUGCUGGAGCUGCAGUCAUGGCAGCAGCAGUGCCUUGCUCAGCCUUUCCACUCUCCUGGCCUCACUGGUCUGCAGCAGCACUGGGAACAGGAAUGGACAACUCUCCAUGGGACUCCUCUACGUGGCCAGCUUUAUGUGGGACAACUCUGCACAGGCUGGCACCUGCUUGUCAGUGCUCCCUGGUACACAGAGCAGGGACAUAUUCAACAUAUGUUGCUAACAAGCUGUAGCCUGUGAGGCUGCCCCAGCAGUGGUUUCCACACAGCGGUGUUGCACGUAAGAGAUGUGCUUGUUGGUGCAAACACUCAAAGGUUAACACUGUACUAUGAAUUCAAAAAGCAUCCCAGCUUCAUCUAUUCCCUGAUUAGGUUGUGACCUAGGAUAACAGAGGCACGUAUUCUUACCCAUAAAUAAUAUUUUCAAUUUCUGUCUUUUGUUUCUGUAUCAUCCUCUUACUUUCAUAUUUUGUUGUGGGAUUGGGGUUUUGGUUUUGUUUUUUUUUUUUUUUUACAGGUUGACAAAUAAUUUGAGAGAAACUAAUUAUCUUUUUAAAUGUAGAAAAAAAUAGUGAUUUUCCAAGAGGAUCAGUAGUGAGGGCUAUGCCCCUUCUCUAUUACAGCUAUUAUGUCCUGUCAGUAUUGCUGGAGUAGCAGUACUUAAAAUAAGGCAGAAGGUAUAAUGAGAUGACGUAGUGCUCUGUGGCACUGAGCUUACAUCUGAUAAAACACAAAAUUUAUUUCAAAAUGCAUGGACAUUACAGAGGCUGGCAUGAGAUAAAAGCUUUAUCUUUUGGAGAUGGAUCUGGGACUGCAGUUAAGGGUAAAUAAAAAAGAGAGACAGUUGGAUGAAAGC